AUGCGGCUGCUGCAGCCAACCCUGCUGCUGCUGCUGCUGGUCCUCACCUGGUGCUGCUCGCCAGAUAUUUCUGCUGCUGCGCGAAUCCCACUGCAGCAGCAGCAGCAGCAAUGGGGGGCCUCCACGGGCAUCAGUAGUCCAACUGCAGCAGCAAGAGGGAAAUGGGUGCAGCAAGCAUUCCUGCCGCCCCCAGCAGCAGCAGCAGCAGCAGCAGCAGCAGCAACGGCAGGAGCAGCAGCCAGAAGCCGUCUACCAAAGCGCUGUAGUUACUUCCUUGGACCCUCAUCAGCACGCUUAGCAACAGCAGCAACAGCAGCAACAGCAGCAACAGCAACUGCUGCUGCUGCUGCUUAUUCUGCUGCAGCAAAAGGCAGCCCAGGGAGGGCCUUUCACCACACGCAGCUAAAUGCAGGAAAUGGCUGCAGCGCACCAGCAGCAGCAGCUGCUGGGCCUGACGCAGAGCCACCAGCUGCAGCGGCAGCAGCAGCAGAAGCAGCAGCAGCAGGAGCAGCAGCAGAAGCAGCAGCGGCAGAAACCGCAGCAGCAGCGGCAGAAGCAGAGGCAGCAGAAGGAGCAGCACCAGGAACAGUAGCAGCAGAAGCAGCAGCACCAGAAGCGGCGGCAGCAGAAGCGGCAGCAGCAGCAGCAGCAGAAGCAGCAGCAGCGGAAGCAGCAGCAGCAGCAGCAGCAGCAGCAAAGAGGGCAGAAGAAGAAGCCAAGACAGCUUUUGUGUUGGACUCCUCUGUGUUCCGAGGCGCCAAUCCUUUUGCUGCUGAGCCGCUAGGGGACCAGGACAUCAUGCGCGGCUACGACAGGUGA
Eimeria necatrix is the source of this 819-nucleotide messenger RNA. RefSeq lists its product as hypothetical. The transcript has a single exon. Bases 1 to 819 code for a protein of 272 amino acids. The record is from RefSeq and is a predicted model, not a curated record. Lineage: Eukaryota; Apicomplexa; Conoidasida; Eucoccidiorida; Eimeriidae.